AAAUUAUAAAAACAAUAUUAAUAAAACAUUAGUUUAAUGGAAAGUGAAGAAAUAAAUAGGGACGGAAGUUUAAGUAUUGAAAGCAAUCAAGAAUGUAUUCAAAGAUAGAAUGAUAUAAGAGAUUAAAAUAUUAGUAUGAGUGAUGAUUAAAGCGAAGACCCAUAAAUAGAUAUAAAUUCGAGUUUUAGAGACUAGCAAAUGAGCAUUGAAUCUACAUAAAAUUAAACCAAAAAAAAUAGUUUAAUAGAGGAGAGCUCGCUUCAAUCCUUAUCUUAAAUAAAGAGAAAAAUUCAUAAAAAUGAUGAGUAAAAAGGACAAAAAAGAGGAAGAAAACCAAAAUUGCAAUUAAAAAAGACAUAUUAUGAUUUUAAAACAACUAACUUAACUAAUUUAAGUGAUCUUUAGUCUUAAUUCUAAUUUGAGACAAACAUCAUGAAACCUAUUUCGAAUUUAAAAGUAUUUUUUUUAGCUGGUGAUAUUCUUGCUGAAUUAAAAGAAGCUAGUCAUUAAAUGGGGAUAGAUCUUUUUUUUGAAUAGAGAAAUGCUUUAUUUAUGGAAAAUUUGAAACAUGGAACAUCAUUUGAAGUUUCAACUAAUCGUCCUUUAAAAAAUUUUUAAUCUGUCAUUUAUUAAAUGGAGAAUUCUUAAGACUAAAAGCUAUAUGAAUUUUCUUAAUUUUUAAAGAAACACCAAGAACUAGUUUAUAUGAUUAGCUCUUAGAUUUAGGACCUCUAAAAUUAUUAUUAAUUCAAUCCAGAGGAUAUGCAAUUUAUCAUAGACUAAAGAUAAAAAAUAAUUUAAUAGUAAAGGAAAUAGUUAUUAGAAUAGAUAUUUAAUUAAGAUCAAUUUAGUAUAAUUGCAACAGUGAGUCUAGCUUUGAGUAAUCAGACAACUACAAUAUCUAAUAUUUGUUUAUCAAAGUCAAUGAUGGCUCUGAUAGGAUGUGGAGAUGAAUAGCUCUGUGAUAUAAUAAAACUAGGAUUUUUCAAAUUAAUUAGUUAAAAGUCAAGGAAAUAGUUUAUGUUAUGCAAUGUUUAAGCAUAAUAAGCUUUAAAUUCAGCUUUUAAAUUAGAUUUUGAUGAUUUAGAGUUAACAACUUUUGAUUUAAUAAAAAUAAUAUGUAAAGGUUAAUUUUAAACUAUUCCUGUAAAAUACCCUGAAAACCUAAAAUUUGAUAAGCACCCACUUCUAAAUAUGGAAACAUUCUAUGUAAUUUAAUUCGAUAUUACACCAUGGCAUAUAGAGUAGGUAUUAAAAUUAAGAAGAGAAUAUAAACAAAAGGCACCUUAAAACGAAAAUUUUCCUUACAAUUAUAACUAUAGUGGAUUUGUAGAAUUUGAUAUUUUCGAAUACACUAUUUAAAGUUAAAUUUUCCUUGAAAAAUAUUAUUAGAAAGAGCUAGAUAGAAUUUAGUAAUAAAACUAAAAGAAAUAAGAAGAAUAGUAUUAAGAAUAAAUUAAUUAUAAUAAACAGCAAUGUGGUUAUAGAUACUUAUGA
Molecule: messenger RNA, 1497 nt
Organism: Tetrahymena thermophila SB210
Lineage: Eukaryota; Ciliophora; Oligohymenophorea; Hymenostomatida; Tetrahymenidae
Exons: 1
Source: RefSeq, a predicted model, not a curated record